AUGAUCGUGGUCUUUGGCAGCUCAAACGCCUUCGGACGCGACGUAAACGAAAUGGAGAUGAUGGCAAUGGCAGGGACGAUCUUUGUGGUUUCUGUGCUGCUCGCUCUCGUGUACAAGCUGGCACGAGGCUGGGACGAUAUAGACAAGGCAGGUUUCGGUGCCAGCGUGCUACCACUGCAUGCGCCUCGCGCGACGAACCGCUGGGUCAGCAGUCGCAAGACGCACUUUGGACGCCUCGGUACAAUUCAGGAGAACGAGGUCUUUUCUUUCAGCUCCAAGAUGCGGUAA
Messenger RNA from Peronospora farinosa, 288 nucleotides. Lineage: Eukaryota; Oomycota; Peronosporomycetes; Peronosporales; Peronosporaceae. The record is from the annotation of a GenBank genome assembly.